This is a messenger RNA of Debaryomyces hansenii CBS767, 408 nucleotides long. It is a transcript of the gene SOH1, whose product is annotated as Soh1p. NCBI's taxonomy places the organism in Eukaryota, Fungi, Ascomycota, Pichiomycetes, Serinales, Debaryomycetaceae. Gene Ontology annotation, biological process: regulation of transcription by RNA polymerase II. Bases 1 to 408 code for a protein of 135 amino acids. The transcript has a single exon. Gene Ontology annotation, molecular function: transcription coregulator activity. Gene Ontology annotation, cellular component: mediator complex; core mediator complex. The record is from RefSeq and is a predicted model, not a curated record.
AUGGAAGAAUCUUUGCCAAAAAGAUGGGAGAUAGAGUUGGAAUUUGUCCAAUCGUUAGCGAACAUUCAAUAUUUGAAUCAUUUGGCACAGAAUAACUAUUUAAGUAAUCCCGAGUUUCUAAACUAUAUCGAAUACCUUAAUUAUUGGAAAGAACCCGAAUACUCGAAAUACUUGGUAUAUCCAAACUGCUUACACAUAUUGACACUAUUACAGAACGAAGAAUUUAGAAAGAAUAUCUUGAUUCCAGAUUUUAUGAACACCGUGAUGAAUGAUAUGGUUAAGAGAUGGCAGGACCAAGAUAGCGUUUUCGGCGUGACGCCCCAAUCGCAGCUAGAAGGACUUAAUGCUUCCAAUGGCGACGAUACAAAUCAGCCAAGUGUAGAAGUUAAUGGGCUGGGAAGCAACUAG